Molecule: messenger RNA, 4807 nt
Organism: Pangasianodon hypophthalmus (striped catfish)
Lineage: Eukaryota; Metazoa; Chordata; Actinopteri; Siluriformes; Pangasiidae
Gene: pfas
Product: phosphoribosylformylglycinamidine synthase
Exons: 29
Coding region: 166-4119 (1317 amino acids)
Biological process (GO): 'de novo' IMP biosynthetic process
Molecular function (GO): phosphoribosylformylglycinamidine synthase activity
Source: RefSeq, a predicted model, not a curated record
UGGUAAAAAGUUUCGGACACGUGGGUUGAGUACAGGGCUGCCUGCACUGGUCAGGAGGUCUGCAUACUACACUGUACUACACCAUAUCAUCUUAUAGUACAGUAUACUGAGCUGUCAGCUUCAUCUCACACCAACUCGCCCAGUCACUGAGCACCUGGAAGGAUCAUGUCAGUCUUGCGAUUCUACAGGAGGGCAGACGGUGAAGGUGGGCGGAGCCUGCAGAGGGUCAAACAGCUCUAUCCACAGGUCACCAUAACCACUGAACUCUGCUACAAUGUGGAAGUGAAUGGUGCUGACUGUGUGAGUGGGGAGCAGAAGGAUAUCCUGCGCUGGUUAUUUACUCCUCCUCAGUCUUCAGGGCUGUCUGAUGAGCCCACUCUCAGAGCGUCGAUGCCAGGAGAGAGCCUGGUGGAGAUUGGCCCCAGGCUGAACUUCUCCACUGCAUGGUCCACAAAUGCCGUGUCCAUCUGCCAGAGUGCAGGCCUGAGUCAGGUGACCAGGGUUGAGCUGUCUCGCAGGCACUUCAUCAAGGAUGAGCUGGAUACGCUGAGGAAAGAUGAAGAGAUGGAGAAGUUAAUCAGCCUCUUGUACGAUAGCAUGACUGAGUGUAUCUACCCCUAUCCCAUCACAUCUUUCUUUGUGGACGUCCGGCCUCAGGAAGUGUUUGAGGUUGACAUUUUAGGAAAAGGUCGUGCUGCGUUGGAGAGGGCCAACGAUGAGCUUGGACUAGCUUUUGACUCCUGGGAUCUGGACUACUACACAGCAUUGUUCCAGAGGGUGAAGAGAAACCCAACCAGUGUUGAAUGCUUUGACCUGGCACAGUCCAACAGUGAGCACAGUCGCCACUGGUUCUUCCGAGGCCGGAUGGUGAUUGACGGACAGGAGCAGAAGGACACUCUUUUCAGCCUCAUUAUGGGCACCCAGCAGCACAGCAAUCAGAACAAUGUCAUCAAGUUCUCCGAUAACAGCAGUGGUAUUAAAGGCAUGGAGCUGGAGUGCAUGCUCCCCACUGACCCUGCGCAGGCCAGCUGCUACAAGACCAGACACACCACCAGACACGUCAUCUUCACUGCAGAAACACACAACUUCCCCACAGGUGUCGCUCCUUUUAGCGGUGCUACUACAGGUACUGGCGGGCGAAUCAGAGACGUACAGAGCGCAGGCCGAGGUGGACACGUGAUUGCAGGGACUGCUGGGUACUGCUUUGGUAACCUCCAUAUCCCAGGUUUUGCCCUUCCAUGGGAGGAGGGUGGUUGGGAGUACCCUUCCAGCUUUGCCCCUCCUUUGCAGGUGGCUAUUGAAGCCAGUGAUGGAGCUUCAGACUACGGAAACAAGUUUGGAGAGCCAGUGCUGGCAGGCUUUGCCCGGUCCUUUGGAAUGCGCUUGGCCAAUGGUGAGCGUCGAGAAUGGAUUAAGCCAAUAAUGUUCAGCGGUGGACUGGGCUCCAUUGAGGAUGAGCAUGUAAAGAAAGAGGAGGCAAAGUCAGGUAUGGAGGUGGUGAAAAUAGGAGGCCCUGUGUAUAGGAUUGGUGUAGGGGGAGGGGCUGCGUCCUCUAUACAGGUACAGGGUGAUAACUCCAGCGAUCGUGAUUUGGGUGCGGUUCAAAGAGGAGAUGCUGAGAUGGAGCAGAAGAUGAAUCGGGCUCUAAGGGCAUGUCUGGAGAGAGCUGCAGGAAACCCCAUUUGCAGUAUUCAUGACCAGGGUGCAGGAGGCAAUGGAAAUGUGUUGAAAGAGCUGAGUGAGCCCACUGGAGCUGUCAUCUACACCAGCAAAUUUAAAAGAGGUGAUCCCACCCUCAGUGUUUUGGAGUUGUGGGGGGCUGAGUAUCAGGAGAGUAAUGCUCUGUUGCUCCGCCCAUCUGACCGGAGUUUUCUGGAGAGAGUGUGUCAGAGGGAGAAAUGCCCUGUUGACUUUGUGGGUCACAUCACAGGUGAUAGUAAGAUUGUUCUUGUGGAUGACAUCUCUAGCUCUGGCAAUGCCAUGAUUGGUGGGCGGAACCCUGUGGAUUUGGAACUUGAUUGGGUAUUGGGAAAGAUGCCUCAGAAGGAGUUCAGGCUGGACUGUGUGCCUUCUUGUCUGCAGCCUCUCUCUCUCCCUCCAGGACUUUUGGUUUUGCCUGCUCUCGAGAGAGUUCUUAGACUGCCCGCUGUGGCCAGCAAACGCUACCUCACCAACAAGGUGGAUCGCUCUGUGACGGGAUUGGUGGCACAGCAGCAGUGUGUAGGACCCCUCCACACCCCACUGGCUGAUGUGGCUGUGGUUGCUCUAUCACCCUUCAGCCUCCAGGGUGCUGCAACAGCAAUUGGGGAGCAGCCAAUUAAAGGCCUUGUUUCCCCGGAGGUUGGAGCUCGAAUGGCUGUGGGCGAGGCCCUCACCAAUCUAGUGUUUGCACGUGUCACUGCUCUCAAGGAUAUAAAGUGCAGCGGCAACUGGAUGUGGGCGGCGAAGUUGCCAGGUGAAGGGGCGUGUCUGUGGGAGGCGUGUCAGGCUAUGUGCAAGGUCAUGGGUCAGUUGGGCGUUGCUGUCGAUGGCGGAAAGGACUCCCUCAGCAUGGCUGCUCGUGUUGGUGGAGAAACCGUCAAAGCACCAGGUUCUUUGGUCAUCUCUGUGUAUGCUGUGUGUCCUGAUAUCACUGCUACUGUCACGCCUGACCUGGAUGACCCAGAGGGCAAAGGUGUAUUGCUGUAUAUUCCUGUGAGUGUGGGUAAAUACAGGCUGGGUGGCUCUGCUCUUGCUCAGUGUUAUGGUCAGCUGGGAGAUUGCAGUCCAGACCUGGAUCAUCCUGACCUUCUCUCAGCCUGCUUCACCACCACCCAGACACUCAUCGAAGAUCGUCUGCUGAGUGCAGGGCAUGAUGUCAGCGAUGGAGGACUCAUUACCUGUCUGCUGGAGAUGGCCUUUGCAGGAAAUCGUGGGAUAGAAGUUGACUUGCCUUUUGAUGGAGUUGAAGUGAUGGAGGCUUUGUUCUCGGAGGAGCUGGGUCUGGUGUUGGAGGUGUGUGAGAGUGAUGUGGAAAGUGUGUGUCAGCGGUACACACGCGCUGGGCUGUGCUGCUACAAGAUUGGCACCACCUGUGGCUUCGGACCUGACUCUAUGGUCAAGGUGAGCCUGUGUGGACAGGAAGUGCUGCAUGAGCGUCUUCCCACUCUCAGGGCAUUAUGGGAGAGCACAAGCUUCCAACUGGAAUGUCUGCAGGCCAAUCCACUGUGCGUACAGCAGGAAGAGCAGGGGCUCUCCAACCGCACCCAGCCAUACCUCAAACUGACAUUUGACCCUGCUAAAACACAGAUAGCAAAAGACCUAGCUGUGGGCAAGCCUCGUGUUGCAGUCAUCCGUGAGGAAGGCAGCAAUGGCGAUCGAGAGAUGUCUGUCUCUCUGUAUAUGGCUGGAUUCGAGGUGUGGGAUGUCACGAUGCAGGACCUGUGCUCCGGCUCCACAACCCUUGACCCAUUCCGAGCUGUUGUGUUUGUAGGCGGCUUCAGUUACGCUGAUGUGCUGGGAUCAGCCAAAGGCUGGGCGGCUACUGUCACCUUUAACCCCAAUGCCCGGGAGGAGUUUGAGCGUUUCCGGCGUCGUAAUGACACACUUAGUCUAGGGGUGUGUAAUGGCUGCCAGCUCCUGGCUCUGCUAGGUUGGGUGGGUGGAGCACAGGAUGGAGGCUCUGAGGUGGCCUUGACCCAUAAUAAGUCAGGUCGGUUUGAGUCCCGCUUUGUGAGUGUCGGCAUUCUGCCUUCUCCAGCCAUUAUGCUGAAGGGCAUGGAGGGUUCUGCCCUGGGUGUGUGGGUUGCCCAUGGAGAAGGUCUGAUGCAGUUCCGCUCCCCUGAAGCACAGCAGAAGCUGAUCAGUGCAUCUCUGGCACCACUGCGCUACGUGGAUGACUCCGGAGCCCCCACUGAGACCUACCCCAUGAACCCAAACGGCUCUGCCCUGGGCAUAGCAGGUAUCUGCUCGCCUGACGGGCGCCACCUGGCCAUGAUGCCCCACCCAGAGCGCACGGUGCUGGGCUGGCAGUGGGCCUGGGCACCUGCACCUCUCAGAGCCUCACUGCGUGCCUCGCCUUGGCUCCGCAUGUUCCACAAUGCCGCUGUGUGGUGUCAGAGCGAGGGGUCGUCAUCAUAGUGAUUAUGGAUAUUUUUUCACUGCACUGUUACAUCUGUGAAAGCAUCCUGAAAGAAAGUGAUUAUUUGUAUGGAGGAUUGAGAAGAGUUAGAUUUACAUAGUUAUGUAAAAGGCUAAACCUAAAAAAAAAAUUAAUACAAACAUGGGUAACAAGAGUCAAACUGAAGAUGGCUGCAUUCCAAGUAAAACACUAGAUAUUUGGCAGAUGGCUGCAUUCCAAGUAAAACACUAGAUAUUUGGCAAUCUAACUAAGAUAUUUAGCUAACUUGUGUCCUCAAAAUUGUGUUAAAGAAAUGCUCUUACAUGACCGCAAAGGCCAGGGAGCAAAAUUGGCCGUGCUCUCUGGGUGAGAGGGGUGGCAUACGCUCUCUACCCUGUCAAUCACAGCAAUACUAGCCAAUCAUAGGCAUCUGUGGGCUCAUGUAUGCGGAAGAAGGUAGACAGUGCUUUCCUCCAAGUGUGUUACGCUGUCCUGUGACGUGGCAUGAUCAGCAGUGGCUGUACUAGUAGUUAGCUUCACGUGUCUUGGAGGAAGCAUGUGUUAGCUUUCACCCUCCCUGGGUGGUAGUUGUUGUAUGAUAGGGAAGAGCUUGCUGGUGGAUGGGAAUUGACAGGUCAUGAAAAUGAGGUGAAAUAAAUAAGAAUUAAAAAAAAAAGAAAGAAAGAAAUGAUUUUGUGGCUACUGUGA